This is a messenger RNA of Pipistrellus nathusii (Nathusius's pipistrelle), 8373 nucleotides long. The record is from the annotation of a GenBank genome assembly. Lineage: Eukaryota; Metazoa; Chordata; Mammalia; Chiroptera; Vespertilionidae.
AUGAAACUUAAUCCACAGCAAGCUCCAUUAUAUGGCGACUGUGUUGUCACUGUGCUGCUUGCUGAAGAGGAUAAGGUGGAGGAGGAUGUAGUGUUUUACCUGGUGUUUUUGGGGUCCACCCUCCGUCACUGCACAAGUACCCGGAAGGUCAGUGCGGAUACGCUGGAGACCAUCACUCCUGGUCACGACUGCUGCGAGACGGUGAAGGUGCUGCUGUGCGCCUCCAGAGAGGGCCACCCCGUGUUCGUGGUGGCGGAGGGGGCCUUUGCCUUCAUCCAGGACGAGGCGUACGACGCGGCCCAGUUCCUGGCCACCAGCGCCGGGAACCAGCAGGCGCUCAACUUCACCCGCUUCCUGGACCGCUCGGGACCUCCGUCCACAGACGUGAACGCCCUCGAUGAGAAGGUGGCCCUCGCGUUCCGACACCUUGAGCUGCCAGCGGAGUGGAACGUGUUGGGGGCCAAUCAGACUCUGCAGGAUGGAGGCCCUCGAGAGACUCUGAUGCACUUCGCCGUGCGGCUGGGGCUGCUGAGGCUGGCGUGGCUCCUGUUGCAGAAGCCAGGCGGCCGCGGAGCGCUCAGCAUCCACAACCAGGAAGGAGCGACACCUGCGAGCUUGGCCCUGCAGAGGGGUUAUCACAAGUUGCACAAGCUUCUAACCGAGGAGAACGCUGGAGAACCCGAUUCCUGGAGCAGUUUAUCCUAUGAAAUCCCCUGUGGAGACUGCUCCGUGAGGCACCAUCGAGAGCUGGAUGUCUACACAUUAACCUCAGCGUCCCAGCCGCACCAUGAACCCCCACUUCCUGCAGACAGUUGCACCGGGCACAUUUUUAAACUCAUGAACAUCCAGCAGCAGCUGAUGAAAACAAACCUCAAGCAGAUGGACAAUCUUAUGCCCUUGAUGGUGGCAGCCCAGGAUCCUUCAGGUCUGCUCACCGCCCAGCACGCCGAUGGCUCGCUCCUUCCCUGUGCAGCAGCGCCCACGGACAGCCCGCAGCCUCCCUCCCCUCCUGCCGGGCCCGAGAGCUCUCCACUCGGCCCCGGGGUCCCAGACCGGGUCCCAGACCGUCCCUCUGACUUCUCCAGCGCCAGCAAGGAGGAGAACACAGAUUGUUCCUGCAGGAAGAAAAAUGAAGGCGUGAUGAGAAAAGAGGAAGAGGUGGAGCCUACCGCGGACUCUGAGACUCCGUCUAAUCCCCAGAGCUGCCUUCAGAGCAUGCCUGAUUGCGGGGAGAAGGGGACAGAAGGCCUCCCGCCCUGUGACAUCGGAAGUGAAGACACUGGAGCAGCAUCUGCCACCGCGGCCGCAGCCCGGGGGUCUCUGAGCAGCGGGGGUGCUGCCCAGCCUGGGGUCGCACUCAUGGAGGCAGGCCCGGCCCCGCAUGUCCCUGCAGGUGGACAGGUAGGCAGCUCGGCGGUAGAUGCCGGUGUCCCAGAGACGGCGGAGGGGUCGGAUCGCGGCCUCAUGCACCCAGGUGCCACCACCCAGAAGAAGGUGCUGGAAGCCGGGGAAAGGACAGAGGAGAGAUCGGAGAACUCUGAGGUCAGCGCAGCUGCAGCCUCUGACGUCAAAGCCGUGGAUAGAGCCACUGUUCCAAACUGCGUGCCUGCCACCAGCUCCCCGGACGAUGACCCGCCUGCUGAGCCGGUCCUUGUGCUGAGCAACGGAGGAGCCCCGACUGAUAAAGCUGCCGAAACAGAAACUUCCAGAUGUCGUGACGCACGUGCUGGUGGUGAUCUGAGCCCUGCCAUCGUUCCAGCCGCUGCCAAUGGCGAGAUGUCAGAUGGCGCCCACGAAGACGCUCCCUUGACGGACGGGGCAGCGCCACCCGCUGAUCUCACCAUCCCCCAGCCACAGGCAGAUGCUUUGCUGGAGGAGAAAGCAGAAGCGAAUGCACCUCACCCUCAGAGCCAGGACGACAGGCCGCCUGUCUGCUCCCCUCCUGCAGACCAGACCCUGCAAGCCGGACAGAACUCAGUGGCCUCUGGCGGUGACGCCGUGACCCAGCCCACAGCCACCGCCCCGGGCCCGCCCCACGCACAGCCCCCGCCCACUGCCGCCUGCCCGGGAAGCCCGCAGGCCGACACCCUCACCCCUGGCCCUGGAAGAGACACCCCGGAAGAUGUGGGUGUUUGUCCCCUUGAAGUUUUGGGUGCAGAGGGCCAGACAGGAGGUCUGAACUCAGAGACGCCUCUGACAAACGCGCUUGAAGCGGGGCCCCAGCCACAUGCUGCCGUCACCAAAGCAGAGCGAGGGCGAGUGCCAGAGCCGGAGCAGGCGGGGACGGCAGGCCGGACUUUCCCUCUGCCAGGCGGUGAAUCAGUAACGAAGGCCGACGCCCUCUCUCCUGUCCCCUCCCAGAGUGAAAAGGGAACAGCAGCUCCCAGGCCACGUCCCUCCGCAGACCGUACAGAUGGCGGAGGUCAGGGCGAUCCCCAUAAGCAGCUGCUAGAAGACCCUGCAGCUGGCCUGCCCUCCCCCUGCACCACCCUGGACCCUCCGCCCAGCAUGGGCAACGCCAGUCCUGUAGGAUUCGGCUGGGAGCAGGAGGAACCCCGCCUCCCAGCAGCCCCUGAAGCUAGGAACACGGACGGGGGCUCCGACCCUUCCCGGCUCCACGUGGCCAAGGCCCCUGUGGCCUCUGAUUCCAACGGGACCGAAGAAGGAAAUGAUCCUGUGGUUCCAGAAAGCUCUGCAGCUCAGGGACAAGGUGACAGACUGAAUGCAGUGAUUGGCUCCUCCACCACGGAAGGCGCUCCUCCUUCAGGGGCGCUGCAGGAAGGGCAGGGGGCAGACCCCCCGGGACAGGAGUCCCCAGGGGCCCAGGGAGAGCACGGCCCGGCUGCCUGUGCCCGGAACACAGCACUUGAGCUCGGCGGCUCCCCGGGCACACCCUCGGCCUCUCUGAGCGCAGAAACCAAACACAACAAGGAAGUGGCCCCACCAGCCUCGCCGCUGCCUGAAGGUGGGGCCGCGCACAGCCUGGUGCCACCAGGAGCGGGCCUGGCUGCAGACGCGGGCCAGGAAGCCGUGGGUGCAGAGCAGAGCAGCUCACGCCCGCCACCGCAGGGCCUGCCACCAGAUGCAUCCCAGGCUCCUGACUGCAAUGGACCCUGUGCGGUGGAUGGAGUGACAGACACUCAAGGAGAGACCUCGGUGAGUGGAAACAUGGCACUGGAUGGCGCAGAGGGUAACGCUCUCCAAGGAACUGCGGAAGCCGGAGGAACGGCCUUAUCGCACGGAGCCCGAGACCUCCCCGCUCCGGAGGGCUUGCUGAGCCCCGAGAACGGGAUCCAGGUUUUGCCAGGAGCCUCACCAGACAAAGGGGGGGCUGACCUCCAGGGUGCUGCAACCCCAGAGACGGUGCCUCCUGUUGGGGAGAAAGGGGAGCCGGAGGGAGCCCCCCUCCGCUGUGGCAGGGAUACCUCCGAGGAGGCCCAGAUGGACAGCAUGCGCUCCGUCCCCUCGCAGCCCACCGCCCAGGAGCGCCCCGCAGAGACAGGGCCCGCCACCAGCGAUGACAAGGCUCCCCCUGCCCCUCACGCCGCAUCUGCCGAGGCCGGGCCCCUGCCUACAGGAGAAUCCAUCGAGGAGGCUGCGAGUCGUAUAGUGGAUGCCGUCAUCGAGCGAGUCAAGGCCUCCGGAGCCCUGCUCGCCGAGGGGCACAUCAGUGACAUGCCAGCGUCCAGUCCUGCAGAGCCAGGGCGGGGGGCUGACCAGCUGGCGAGCGCUCCUGCAGGGAAAGUGCCCGCCCCCCUGCCCGCGGGGACCCCAGCAGCGGGCAGUGCGCCCGGGAGCCCUGCCGGACGCUUUGCUGGAAGGGAAGAGCCAGAGAAGACGAUUCCACAAGUUCCAGGAGCUGAGCCGGCAACAGACAUGCCAGACACCAAGGCUGAUGACGAGAUGGACUUCCUGAUGGAUCCCAGGCCAAGCUCAGCUUCGGAGGACGUGGCUGCAGGCGACACAGCUGCUCCUUCGGGGACGGGACAGGGCCUGAAGACGCAGGCGAUAAACCGGGAAAGCUGGUGCGCGAUUGAGCCGUGUGCUGACGCAGCCCCCCUCCUGGCGCCCACGCAGAGCCCAGAAUGUGAGAACUUCCUGGACGCCAGGCUGGGCAGGGAGUGUGCCCCCACCCAGGGUGACCUUAAAAGAGAAUCCGGGAGCGACUCCGACCUCUUCCACUCGCCCAGUGAGGACGUGGACAGCAUCAUCUCCAAGCCCGAGGAAGAGCAGUCCGUCUGCGAUGUCACCGGAUCCAGCUCUUCCACCGACGACACGGCCUCCCUGGACCGGCACUCCUCGCACGGCAGCAAUGUGUCCCUCCCCCAGAUGCCGGCUCUGCACAGGUCCCGAGACCAGCAGUCCCUGGAUGGCUUGUACAGCCACGGGGCGGGCGCGGAGGGGCGGGAGAGCGAGAGCGAACCCACCGGCUCCGGGGAGAUGGAGGAGGAGGAGAUGGACAGCAUCACCGAGGUGCCCGCCAGCUGCUCGGUGCUAAGGAGCUCCAUGCGCUCCCUGUCCCCCUUCCGGAGGCACAGCUGGGGGCCCGGCAAGAACGCAGCCAGCGACGGGGAGAUGAACCACCGCAGUUCAAUGCGAGUUCUUGGGGAUGUUGUCAGGAGACCUCCCAUUCAUAGGAGAAGUAUGAGCUGGUGUCCCUCUGGCGUGCAGUGCUCUGCUGCCCUGAGUGCCGACUUUAAUUACCGAAGUUUCAGCCUGGAAGGCUUGGCGGGAGGAGCCGGUGUCGGGAGCACGCCGUCCUCGUCUCUGGAAGGAAACUCGGCCAACGCCAAGGAGCUGAGGCACCCCUUCGGGGGCGAGGAGCGGGGCGACUCCCUGGUGUCCCUUUCGGAAGAGGACCUGGAGUCGGGCCAGAGAGAGCAUCGGAUGUUCGGUCACCAGACCUGUCACAGAUCUAAACAACAGGGAUUCAACUACUGUACGUCCGCCGUCUCUUCCACGUUGACCAAGUCCGUCUCCUUAAUGACAAUCAGCCAUCCUGGGUUCGACAAUUCCCGGUCUUUCCACAAUGCCAGCGGGAACCUGACGGAGAGUAUAACAGAGGAGAACUACAGCUUCCUGCCACAGAGCCCCUCCAAGAAGGACUUUGAAGGGAAGAGUGGGACGAAAGUCAGCCGCACCUUCAGCUACAUCAAAAAUAAGAUGUCCAGCAGCAAAAAGAGCAAAGAGAAGGAGAAAGAGAAGGAGAAAACCAAGGAGAAGGAGAAGGACUCCAAGGAGAAGGAGAAGGACCGAAAGCUCCUCAACGGCCACGCGUUCAGCGCCAUCCCCGUCGUGGGCCCCAUCAGCUGCAGCCAGUGCGCGAAGGCCUUUGCCAGCAAAGACGCCUACACUUGUGCAAACUGCAGUGCCUUUGUCCACAAAAGCUGCCGAGAAAGCCUGGCCUCCUGUGCGAAGGUCAAGAUGAAGCAGCCCAAGGGGAGCCUCCAGGCGCACGACACGUCAUCCCUGCCCACGGUCAUCAUGAGGAGCAAGCCCUCCCAGCCCAAGGAGCGCCCUCGGUCCGCCGUCCUCCUGGCUGACGAGGCCACUGCCGCCCCCAUGUUCUCCAACAGACGCUCCCAGCAGUGCGUGUCGCUGUCCAAAAGCGUCUCCAUACAGAACAUCGCCGGCGUUGGCAAUGACGAGAACAUAUCCAACACAUGGAAGUUCCUGUCACACUCAACGGACUCCCUGAAUAAGAUCGUCAAGGUCAACGAGUCCACGGAGUCCCUGACUGACGAGGGAGUAGGCACAGACAUGAACGAGGGGCAGCUGAUGGGCGACUUUGAGAGCGAGUCCAAGCAGCUGGAGGCCGAGUCCUGGAGCCGCGUGGUGGACAGCAAGUUCCUGAAGCAGCAGAAGAAGGACGUGGUCAAGCGGCAGGAAGUGAUCUACGAGCUGAUGCAGACGGAGCUGCACCACAUCCGCACGCUCAAGAUCAUGAGCGACGUGUACAGCCGGGGCAUGAUGACCGAGCUGCUGUUUGAGCAGCAGAUGGUGGAGAAGCUGUUCCCCUGCCUGGACGAGCUCAUCAGCAUCCACAGCCAGUUCUUCCAGAGGAUCCUGGAGCGCAAGAAGGAGUCCCUGGUGGACAGGAGCGAGAGGAACUUCCUCAUCCGCCGGAUGGGCGACGUGCUGGUGAACCAGUUCUCCGGGGAGAACGCCGAGCGCCUGAAGAAGAUCUACGGAAAGUUCUGCGGGCAGCACAACCAGUCCGUGAACUACUUCAAGGACCUCCACACCAAGGACAAGCGCUUCCAGGCCUUCGUGAAGAAGAAGAUGAGCAGCGCGGUGGUGAGGCGGCUGGGCAUCCCCGAGUGCAUCCUGCUGGUCACGCAGCGGAUCACCAAGUACCCGGUGCUGUUCCAGAGGCUCCUGCAGUGCACCAAGGACAACGAGGCGGAGCAGGAGGACCUGGCUCAGUCCCUGAGCCUCGUGAAGGACGUGAUCGGAGCCGUGGACCGCAAGGUGGCGAGCUACGAGAAGAAAGUGCGCCUGAACGAGAUCUACACGAGGACGGACAGCAAGUCGAUCAUGAGGAUGAAGAGCGGCCAGAUGUUCGCCAAGGAGGACCUGAAGCGGAAGAAGCUGGUGCGGGACGGGAGCGUGUUUCUGAAGAACGCCGCGGGCAGGCUGAAAGAGGUCCAGGCGGUUCUGCUGACGGACAUUUUAGUUUUCCUUCAAGAAAAGGACCAGAAGUACGUCUUUGCGUCAUUGGACCAGAAGUCCACGGUGAUCUCCCUGAAGAAGCUGAUAGUACGGGAGGUGGCCCACGAGGAGAAGGGACUAUUCCUCAUCAGCAUGGGCAUGAAGGACCCCGAGAUGGUGGAGGUCCACGCCAGCUCCAAGGAGGAGCGCAACAGCUGGAUCCAGAUCAUCCAGGACACCAUCAACGCCCUGAACAGAGACGAAGAUGAGGGCAUUCCCAGCGAGAACGAGGAGGAAAAGAAAAUGCUGGACACCAAAACCCGGGAGCUAAAAGAACAACUCCAGCUGAAGGACCAGCAGAUCCUGCACCUCCUGGAAGAGAAGGAGGGGAUCUUCCGGGACAUGACGGAGUGCAGCACCCCCUUGCCGGAGGAGUGCUCCCCGACCGUCAGCCCUCGAACCCUCUUCCGCUCCAACACAGAGGAGGCGCUCAAGGGAGGACCCCUGAUGAAAAGUGCAAUAAACGAGGUGGAACUCCUUCAGGGUUUGGUGAGUGGCAGCCUGGGGGCCCCCCUCGGACAGACGGGGAGCAGCCCUGUGGGGCAGGAGGGCCCCGUGAGCCCGGUCUCCCUGCCCCGGAGAGCCGAGACCUUCGGGGGAUUCGACAGCCAUCAGAUGAAUGCUUCAAAAGGAGGAGACAAGGAGGAGGCAGAGGACGGCCAGGAUCUGCGACGCACCGAGUCGGACAGCGGGCUGAAAAAGGGCGGGAAUGCUAACCUGGCGUUUGUGCUGAAAAGAAACAACGAGCAGGUGGUCCAGAGCAUCGUUCACCUCCACGAGCUCCUCAGCAUGUUGCAGGGCGUGGUGCUGCAGCAGGACAGCUACAUCGAGGACCAGAAGCUGCUGCUGAGCGAGCGGGCGUUGGCCCGCGGCGCGUCCCGGCCCAGCCCCAGCUCGCUGGCGGAGCAGGAGAAGCAGCGCAGCCUGGAGCGGCAGCGCCAGGACCUGGCGGACCUGCAGCGGCAGCAGGCGCAGCACCUGGAGGAGCGGCGGCGGCGGGAGCGCGAGUGGGAGGCGCGGGAGCGGGCGCUGCAGGAGCGGGAGGCCCGGCUGGCGCGGCGCGAGGAGGAGGCGCGGAGGGGCCGCGGGGACCUGGAGCGGGACCGGGAGGCGCUGCUGCAGAGGCGGGCCGCCUACCAGCACGACCUGGAGCGGCUGCGCGCCGCCCAGAGGCAGCUGGAGCGGGAGCAGGAGCAGCUGAGGCGCGACGCCGAGCGGCUGGGCCAGGGGCCGCCGGACCGCGGCGCCGGCCAGGUCUCCCAUUCGCACACCAAGCUGCUGCGGAUCCCGACCUUCCUCCCCAACCCCGAGGAGCCCCCCGCGCCGCCCGCGCCCUCCAUCGCCAAGUCGGGCUCGUUGGACUCGGACCUCUCGGUGUCCCCCAAAAGGAACAGCAUUUCCCGGACGCACAAAGAUAAGGGGCCUUUUCACAUACUGAGCUCUGCCAGCCAGGCCAGCAGAGCGCCCGAGGGCCCCGGCCAGGCCCAGGCGCCCGCCUCCUCCUCCUCUUCCUCCUCCUCCUCCUCCACCUCCACCCGCCUGUUCGGAUUGGCCAAGCCCAAGGACAAAAAGGACAAGAAGAAGAAAAACAAAGGCCGCUCUCCUUCCAGGGACGGCCCCGCAUCGGACGUGCCCACAGACGGGGAGGAGAUCUUCUGCUAA